AUGAACGCGCCCCCCGCCUUCAAGUCCUUCCUCCUCUUUGAGGGAGAGAUGAUCACUAUCAAUAAGGACACCAAAGUCCCCAAUGCCUGUUUGUUCACCAUCAACAAGGAGGGCCACACCCUAGGAAACAUCAUCAAAUCACAGUUACUGAAAGACCCACAGGUGCUGUUUGUAGGCUAUAAAGUCCCUCACCCCCUGGAACACAAAAUCAUCAUUCGUGUACAGACCACUCCAGACUACAGCCCUCAGGAAGCUUUCACUCAUGCCAUCACAGAUCUGAUCAGCGAGCUCUGCUUGUUGGAGGAGCGAUUCUAG
Messenger RNA from Vombatus ursinus (common wombat), 315 nucleotides. Its product is annotated as DNA-directed RNA polymerase II subunit RPB11-b2. Gene Ontology annotation, cellular component: RNA polymerase II, core complex. The coding region runs from base 1 to 315 and encodes 104 amino acids. The record is from RefSeq and is a predicted model, not a curated record. NCBI's taxonomy places the organism in Eukaryota, Metazoa, Chordata, Mammalia, Diprotodontia, Vombatidae. Gene Ontology annotation, molecular function: DNA binding; protein dimerization activity. Gene Ontology annotation, biological process: transcription by RNA polymerase II. The transcript has a single exon.